This is a messenger RNA of Oryctolagus cuniculus (rabbit), 10799 nucleotides long. It is a transcript of the gene TADA2A, whose product is annotated as transcriptional adaptor 2A. Gene Ontology annotation, biological process: chromatin remodeling; regulation of transcription by RNA polymerase II. Gene Ontology annotation, molecular function: zinc ion binding; chromatin binding; transcription coactivator activity. The record is from RefSeq and is a predicted model, not a curated record. NCBI's taxonomy places the organism in Eukaryota, Metazoa, Chordata, Mammalia, Lagomorpha, Leporidae. Gene Ontology annotation, cellular component: SAGA-type complex; nucleus.
GGGCGGAGGCGGCGCGCGCUCGCGAGUGCGCCGCUCGGGAGCGCGCACGCAAGGCCGGGCUGCGCGCGCGCGCGGCUGGCGGAUCCUCGGCGCGGAGGCGGGGGCCGCGGAGAGAGGCUCAUCAAGCUUCGGUGGACCUGUUGCCCAGUUCUGAGAUCUUGAAGCUCUGCCCGGAGGAAGAUUAAAGCAGCAGUCUUGGCCAAAUAGGGGAUGGACCGUUUGGGUUCCUUUAGCAAUGAUCCCUCUGAUAAGCCACCCUGCAGAGGCUGCUCCUCCUACCUGAUGGAGCCUUACAUUAAGUGUGCUGAAUGUGGGCCACCUCCUUUUUUCCUCUGCUUGCAGUGUUUCACUCGAGGAUUUGAGUACAAGAAACAUCAAAGUGAUCAUACAUAUGAAAUAAUGACCUCAGACUUUCCUGUUCUUGACCCCAGCUGGACUGCUCAAGAAGAAAUGGCCCUUCUGGAAGCCGUGAUGGACUGUGGCUUUGGAAAUUGGCAAGAUGUUGCCAAUCAGAUGUGCACCAAGACGAAGGAAGAGUGUGAGAAGCACUAUAUGAAGCAUUUCAUCAAUAACCCUCUGUUUGCAUCUACCCUGCUAAACCUGAAACAAGCAGAGGAGGCAAAAACUGCUGACACGGCCAUUCCAUUUCACUCUGCAGAUGACCCGCCUCGACCCACCUUUGACUCCUUGCUUUCUCGGGACAUGGCAGGAUACAUGCCAGCUCGAGCAGAUUUCAUUGAGGAGUUUGACAAUUAUGCAGAAUGGGACUUGAGAGACAUUGAUUUUGUUGAAGAUGACUCGGACAUUUUACAUGCUCUGAAGAUGGCUGUGGUAGAUAUCUAUCAUUCGAGAUUAAAAGAGAGACAAAGACGAAAAAAAAUCAUAAGAGAUCAUGGAUUAAUCAACCUCAGAAAAUUUCAGUUAAUGGAACGGCGGUAUCCCAAGGAGGUCCAAGACCUUUAUGAAACAAUGAGGCGAUUUGCAAGGAUUGUGGGACCAGUGGAACAUGACAAAUUCAUUGAAAGCCACGCACUGGAAUUUGAGCUCCGAAGAGAAAUCAAGAGACUCCAGGAAUAUAGGACAGCGGGCAUUACCAAUUUUUGUAGUGCCAGGACCUACGAUCACUUGAAGAAGACACGAGAGGAGGAGCGUCUGAAACGCACCAUGCUCUCCGAGGUUCUGCAGUACAUCCAGGACAGCGGGGCAUGCCAGCAGUGGCUCCGCCGGCAAGCCGACAUUGAUUCCGGCCUGAGUCCUUCUGUUCCAAUGGCUUCAAAUUCAGGUAGACGAAGUGCGCCACCCUUGAACCUCACUGGGCUCCCUGGCACGGAGAAGCUGAAUGAAAAAGAAAAAGAGCUCUGUCAGAUGGUGAGGUUGGUCCCUGGAGCCUAUUUAGAAUAUAAAUCUGCUCUAUUGAACGAAUGUAACAAGCAAGGAGGCUUGAGACUGGCACAGGCGAGAGCACUCAUCAAGAUAGACGUCAACAAAACCCGGAAAAUCUAUGAUUUCCUCAUCCGAGAAGGAUACAUCACUAAAGCCUGAGACUCUACAGGGCUUGGAAUCAGAAGUCAGGUGUUUGGAAUGUAGUGAGCCACAGGACUGUGUGGGCCCUCAAGAGCUUUGUUUUCCAGCUGAGUUCUGAAAAGGAGAGAAGGACAAAGGAACCCCUCAAGUUGUAUUAACAUCUACUUUUCUUCCACCCUCCUUUAAACACUCCUGUUGUUAGUGUUGUACUGCAGAGUUGUGUGCUACCUAUGCUAUUAUUAAGUGUGAGUGGGCAUUCAUUCCUAGCACCUCUUGUAACUAAAACAAGAACCGUAGUACCUCACAUCACAGUGUUGGUAGAAGUAGAACCAAACCCAGUCUUCAGACAGAGGUCCAGCUCAGAUCCCUGUACUUGAGGGCUAAGUUUGCCAGUCGUCUGUUUUGCCUUCAAACUGCAGAUGGAUUUUAAAUAAAGAGAAAAGCUUUUAGAGCAUGCGAAAGCUUUCUCUUUCCUUGUAAGGAUUUUUAAAGUGACGACUUAGAUUUAAGGGCAAAGCGGAGCAAAGUCUCCCUGUGAAGGUCUUGUCCCAAACUGCGUUUUUGACUUUAAUGUCUGGCUUUGUACUUUGCCAUCUGGCUGUCUAAUCUGCAGUAGACUUUUGAGGAGGUGGCACCGGAUAUAAAAUGUCUCUGUUAUUUUUAGAAUUAAUGGAUUAAAAAUGUUUUGCUAUUUAAUUUGUGGGUGUGUCAAAUAUUCUUAGGGUGUUGGAUGCCCGCCGCAUCACGCUGCACUGUCUCUGCUGACAUGUGUGUCCUGGACUCACCCUGUCCUUACCCUGGGUUUCCCAGGAUACCAGGCCCCUGAGGAUGGAGAUGAUGCAACUAACCUCAGCUUUGCUUGGAUUGACACCGGAACCCUCGUUUCUCAAUGGUGAAAGGCUAGCCUGCAAUAAAAGCUGCUUUAAAAACAGAAGGAAAGCCGCUUCAUAUAUGAGACUCAGUAGAUACGAGGGUGAGUAGCCCCACCACAUCUGAGCCUUGGCCCUCAAGCCUCUCUGCAGAACAAGAAGCUGGACUCAUAGUCAUGGCUAUUUCAUUUCCAUCAGAAGCAAAGUUGCGCAUGGACUCUACCAGUCGCGUCUGAUAGCUGACGGAUUCCUCAGUUCCUCCAGCAGUCAAACGUCCAGUUAAAAUCUCUGUUCCUCGUUGGAAGCAUCUGCUCUCACUGGUGACUGAUGUAAAUAAUCACUACUCCUCAUCUUGGAAAAGAGAAAUGAAAAGGACGCUCUGAGGAUCUGAGGCAUUCAGGUGGAGGACUUCGGUUCUAUAAGAAGCAUGGCUUAGAAAUGGAUUCCACCGCCACCAUCAGGCUCACUGGUUGUGAAGGAUUGCCUGUCGUCCAUGGGAGGUCACUCCUGUGCAAACUUACGUUGGAUGAGACGGCAGUGUCAGGUGGUAUCUGUUGUGGUUUGAAGACUCCUUCAGUAAGGAGGGGCUCCUCGGAGAGGUGGGCUUUUGAGGCAAUAAUAAGAUAGAGAGGAAUGGCAGAUGGAAGCAGGAGACUGUUCCAGACAUAGUGGGUGGGAGACGGUGUGGAGGCAGCAGUGGGAGUAGAGAAAACAGUGCCAAGAGAUGUAUUUGGCUAGAACGCCCGGGGCAGCUGUGGUAGCUGAGGGGGAGGAUGGGAGGACUGUCUGAUGGAAACCUGGGAACCAGUUGCUCUUGGAAAAGUGAUGGGGAAUCAUUUGAUGAGGAAAAUGGCACACUUGAAAAGUGAUAGAAUAAGACUGUAAUUUCAAAUGACUAGACUUUACACAAUAGGAUUGUUAGUCCUUUGACAAGUUUAACUGCCAAAUAGAAGACUUUGUAACCUUAGUGGGUUUCUUUCUUUCUUUUUUUUUUUUUUAAGAUUCACUUAUUAUUGAAAGGCAGAAGGCCGGAUUACAGAGAGACAGACAGAGGGAGAGAGAUCUUCCAUCUAUUGAUUCACCCCCUAAAUGGCCACAACAGCUAGAGCUGGGCCAGUCUGAAACCAGGAGCAGGGAACUGUAGGUGGCAGCUCUACCUGUUACACCAUGGCACUGGCCCCCCUAGUGGGCUUCUUAAAAGUCAAGCCAUACUGCCUUUAUAAUAGAAAAAUACUCGGCCGGCACCGCGCCUCAGUAGGCUAAUCCUCUGCCUGCAGCGUUGGCACCCUGGGUUCUAGUCCCGGUCGGAGAGCCAGAUUCUGUCCUGGUUGCUCCUCUUCCAGUCCAGCUCUCUGCUAUGGCCUGGAAGGGCAGUAGAGGAUGGCCCAAGUCCUUGGGCCCUGCACCCGCAUGGGAGACCAGGAGAGGCACCUGGCUCCCGGCUUCGGAUCAGCGCAGCACGCUGGCCACAGCGGCCAUUGGAGGGUGAACCAACGGAAAAAGGAAGACCUUUCUCUCUCUCUCUCUCAUUGUCCACUCUGUCAAAAAAAAAAAAAAAAAAAGAAAGAAAGAAAAAUACUCACUGAUAUUUGGUGUGGCUGGCUGUAAUUAUUCCCUCCCAUGUUCUUAGCACCUAGACAAGAUCAUUCUUCAGAAAUGAAAACCCAGAGCUAGCAAAUGCUUUUCAAAAAACAUGCCAGCACUGUGGCAUAGUGGGUAAAGUCGCUGUCUGCAGUGCCGGCAUCCCAUAUGGGCACUGGUAUGAGUCCUGGCUGCUCCACUUCCUAUCCAACUCACUGCCCAUGUGCCUGGGAAAGCAGCAGAAGAUGGCCCAUGCACCCAUAUGGGAGACCCAGAAGAAACUCCAGGCUCCCAGCUUUGCAUGGGCCCAGCUCGGCCAUUGCGCCCAUUUGGGGAAUGAACCAGCAGAUGGAAAGUCUCUGCCUCUGUAAGUCUGCAUUUCAAAUUAAAAAAAAAAAAAUCUUUCAACCUUUGCUUAUAGAUCGGGUUGGACAUAAACCAACUACACUGUUAGAAGCCUCUCCUAAGCCAGAUCCCCCCGAAGAGGGAGAACUUAAACUCAGCAGCAUGAAUGCAGACCUUUUACUGAAUUUAACACUAAAAGUUUCUGCUGGAGUCUACAUAUCCUUCUCUCCCAGUAGUGGGAAAUACAGAACAAGUCUGUUUCCACGUGAUGACUUUCUGUUGUGGCACAGUAGAUUAAGCUUCCACUUGCAAGCCUGCAUCCCAUAUCUGAGUGCCAGUUCAAAUCCUAGCUGCUCCGCUUCCAGUCCAGCUGAUGCAUCCUGGGAGGCAACAGUGAUGGCCCAAGUGCUUGGCCCCCUGCCACCCACGUGGGACAUGCAGAUGGAGUCUGGGUUCCUGGCUAGUCCCUGCUGUACAGGCACUUGAGGAAUGAACGAAUGGAUGGCAGAUACCUUUCUGUCUCUGUCUUUCUCUCUUGCUCUUCCUUUCAAGUAGAUGAAAAUCAACAUUUAAGAAAUUAGAGGUAGCCAGUGCUGUGGCCUUAGUAGGCAAGUGCCAGCAUCCCAUAAGGGCUCUGGUUCGAGUCCCAGCUGCUCCCUAUAUGAUCCAACUCUCUGCUAUGGCCUGGGAAAGCAGUAGAAAAUGGCCCAAGUGCUUGGACCCGUGCAUCCCCAUGGGAGACCUGGAAAAAGCUCCUGGCUCUUGGCUUUGGAUAGGCCCAGCUCCAGCCAUUGCAGCUAUUUGGGGAGUGAACCAUGAAUGGAAGGCCUCUCUGUCUCUCCCUCUCUCUAUCUGUAACUUUGCCUCUCAAGUAAAUAAAUAAAUUAAAAAAAAAAAUUAGAAAAAGACUAAGACCAUCUCUUCUUAGAGGCCUGUUCACACAAAUGCUGUUUAUCCUGUCCCAAGUUCUGGUUUCCAUCCUUUUGUUGCUUACUUCCUCCCUCAUUUUUCUAAAACCUGGCCUCAGGGCGCCAGUCCUUGUGUUCUGCCUCAGCUGGUGGGUCAGCGGGCAGAGGGGCAACCGCAAGGCAUCCGUCAGUUCCAGCAGAAUCCCAAUUGGUAAGUCAGUGUAACCAGGAAGCUGGAGUCUCCAGGGUGAAGAAUCAGAGGCCCAAAUUACACGGCUGCUUGGUAAAACUGGUUCCUGUUUACCCCUAACAAACGCUUUGACUCACCUCUGGGCAGGAGAGUGGGACGUGUUCUAAGCAGCAUUCCUAGAAGUUAAGAGGUGAGAGAGAUGGAUCUGGAAGCUCUGCUGUGCUUUCCUGUGUGCUUAGCCAGCUGUAGCCAACCCCUCCCAGCUCUGCUGCAAAGGCCCAGCCUUGGAAGAGUGUGGCCCCGCCGUGUCUGUGGCCUUGUGUAGAAAGUGGCCCAGCUAAGGUGAAAACUUUCUCUUUAGUCAGACACGGUAAGCAAUUCUUUGGAGUGAAACUGAACAUGACGUUAGAGGAGCGCCUGGGUAUUAGCAGCCGCACUGCCAUCCACAUGUGACGGGGGUUGAGCAGAGUAGUAAGAGCUGUUAGCUGGGGAGUACUUUGGAUGCUAAGUAGUGUCCUUGAAAUACUCGUGUGCGGAAGAACUGAACUGUUAGCGUGCUGCCUCUGGGGAGGGCACUUCCAUAUCUUGUGGCCUGGGGUUCUCUGUUUCCUCGUUGCCCUGGCUUCCAGCAGUUGAGGUGUCCACAGUGAGAGGGUCCGCUGCCCUCUGGUUUGAUUGACUAAGGUUCCAAAUCACACUCCUAGGUAUUUAAGGGAAGAAUGAAGGUCUUGCAUCUGACAUCUUUUGUCAGGGGGAGUUAAUUCGUUCUUAGGCAUUGUGUACCAGGCCCUGCUCCCUGUUGAGAGCAGGAAUCAGGAACUGGAGGUGAGAAUGCAGACAAAAGGUCCACCGAAAGGUUAAACCCAAAACUGACAGCCACAGGCAUCGCCAGACUUGGUAGGCCUGUGCUGAGGGUCCCUGUACUGCCAGACUUUGCCAGGCCAGGCUUGUCUUUCAGGACUGCUUAAUUGAGUCUGAAGCAUGCACUUUCUGUUUUUGAGCUCAGGAUGGAUUUCUGUGUCACCAAACUAUCAUUUGGUUGAACUAAUCUCGUUCAGCAUUUAUUUUUUUCUAUUUUUUUUUUUAAGAUUUAUUUAUUUGAAAGUCUGAGUUACACAGAGAGAGGAGAGGCAGAGAGAGAGAGAGAGAGGUCUUCCAUCUGCUGGUUCACUCCCCAAAUGGCCACAAUGGCUGGAGCUGUGCUGAUCCAAAGCCAGGAGCUUCUUCCAGGUCUCCCACGUGGGUGCAGGGGUCCAAGCACUUGGGCCAUCUUCUGCUUUCCCAGGCCACAGCAGAGAGCUGGAUCGGAAGUGGAGCAGCCAGGACACAAACUGGCGCCCAUAUGGGAUGCCAGCACUGCAGGCGGCAGCUUUACCCAUUGUGGCACAGUGCCGGCCCCCAGCAUGUCUUUUUAAUUUAGAUUUUUCACAAACUUAAAAAGAUUUUUAUUCAUUUUCAUUUUAUUUUAAAUGCUGAAAGACACCUUCCAUCUACUAUUUCAUUCCCCAAAUGUCCGCAACAACCAGGGGUGAGCCAGACCAAAGCCAGGAGCCCAGAACUGAAUUCGGGUCUUCCAUGGGGGUGGAAUGGACCAAAGUACUUGAGUGGUCAAUCAUAUGUUGUUCUCCAGGGUGUGCAUUAGCAGGAAGCUGGAAUCGGAAAUGGAGCUGGGACCUGAACCCACACACUCCGAUGUGGGAUGUGGCAUUCCAAAGGGCAUUUUAACCACUGUACCAAGCACCAGCCCCUCAUCUCUUGUUUUUAACCAAUCAAUUCAUCUUGCCUUGGUCUACCCUGAGAUCCUUAUGUGACAAACUUCUAGAUCCUACCCUAAUUAUCCCGUAUUGGUCCAAAGUUAAACAGAAUCAGCAUCUUUUAAAAAAAUAAAAAGAUUUAUUUAUUUAUUUGUAAGUCAGAGUUACACAGAGGAGAGGCAGAGAGAGAGAGAGAGAGGUCUUCCUUCCGAUGGUUCACUCCCCAACUGGCCGCAAAGGCCAGAGCUGUGCUGAUCCAAAGCCAGGAGCCUUUUCCAGGUCUCCCACACAGGUGCAGGGGCCCAAAGAGUUGGACCAUCUUGCACUGCUUUCCCAGGCCAUAGCAGAGAGCUGGAUUGGAAGUGGAGCAGCCGGGUCUUGAACCGCGCCCAUAUGGGAUGCCGGUGCUUCAGGCCAGGACGGUUAACCCACUGUGCCACAGCGAGGGCCCCAGAAUCAGCAUCUUAAGAAGUGUGGAAAGAAGACCUUAUUGUUGUUUUAAGAAACCAACACUUUAGCCGGCGCCGCGGCUCAAUAGACUAAUCCUCCACACGCGGCACUGGCACACCGGGUUCUAGUCCCGGUCGAGGUGCUGGAUCCUGUCCCGGUUGCUCCUCUGCCUGUCCAGCUCUUUGCUGUGGCCAGGGAGUGCAGUGGAGGAUGGCCCAAGUGCUUGGGCCCUGCACCCGCACGGGAGACCAGGAGAGGCACCUGGCUUCUGGUUUUGGAUCAGUGUGGUGUGCUGGCCGCAGCAGCCAUUGGGGAGGGGGGUAGUGAACCAACAGAAAAGGAAGACCUUUCUCUCUCUCUCUCUCUCUCUCUCACUGUUCACUCUGUCUGUCAAAAAAAAAAAAAAAACUUUAAUAAAGCAAAAAUGCUGAAAUGCUGUCAUCACCCUUGUUCAGUGAACCCACAGCUAAGUGCCAGCUCUAAUGCAUUUCUCUUCCUCUGGGAGAGCUGGAUGCCAAGGGUGCACCCCGAUUCUGAAGUUGUCUGGAAUGACCUAUGCCUCUCUUCUCUCUCGCUGAGCACUACUGAUUUGGAUUGUUCCCUCUGUUACCACCCUUCAUUUAAGGAAUUCCUUGAAAACAUGAAUUAAAAAAUAAAAAUGGGGUCUGGGCUGCAGAACUUAAUGUCCCUUUUAAAAAAACUGACUUUGAAUUGGGGCCAAAGAGUUUAAUGUGUUUACUUCAGUUGCUAAUCUUAGGAAAUUGUCAAAGAUGAACAGGGCAAUUUCCAGGGUUAUUUAAUAGCUUUUCCCCAAAAUGUAUUGAAAAAGAGUGAAAAGUUCAGGUGCUGUGAUGACAUCAGCUCUCAAGUACCAAGGGCCUUGGAGGUGGGUGAACUGAUCUGAACUUUGAGCAGCCAAGGAGGGGGCAGCAGCAUCCUGAGGCUGACAUCCUGGGAAUUUGCUGUUUGCUUUGGAGAGGUGGGGUCAUGGCGCUUCCACACAAUGUCCCUUCUUAGAAGCCACUUUUUAACCUAGGGCAAGCUACAGCAGAUAAAGCCAUUCCUGGAGUCCCUGUGUAUCUAAGCUCCAGUCAUCUUCACCCGGCUUUGCCACGUCUGGAUGAGCACAGCUUCAGAUCCAGGACACUUGUCAGAUCCAAGUGGGUUUUAAUCUCAUGAUGCAAAGCAAAAAUGCUUUUAAGAGCAAAAUCUCCCAGGAGUACCGCCGCCCUCAGCCACUGCAGACGAGGAGGCGUUUGUGGGAGAGAAGGGUGGCUACAGACGUCAUUGCAGCAUCCAGAUCCCAGCUGUGACCUGGCUCAGAGUUUUGCAGUUAAAAAUAACCAUGGCUUCGAGUUGGGGGUGGGGGUGGGAGUAAACUGUUGCAUUUCCAUGGAAACUAGGAGGUUGGGGGAAGGGGGAGAGGGAAGUAGGCAACUGAUUUCUAGCACAUGUGGCACAAUGAGGUGGAUGUAGGAGCCCAGGAGCUUAGAGGGCCUCUGAUGAGAGGUGAUACCCCUAAUAGGCAUCCAGGAUGUAGCCAGACACUGCCCCAGGGCUCUGGAGACACUGUUUGCAUCACGGAAGUGUCUACAACAACAAGUACAUCUUGGUUCUGCUGAAGAAUGUGUUUCAGGCUCCUGGCUUCCUGUAGCAGACUUGUUACUAUCUGGCAAAGCAAAGAGUCGAUGAGCAACACACUAGGUUACAUGUCGCCUCUCAACCAGCCUGGGCGCCUCUGCUACCCUACCAUUCCCAGACCUCUGCUUCCUGUUGCACAGGCAGCAGCCUGACAGUUUAUAACUACAGUAGAAGCCUCCAGGCUUCGGGACUGGUUUGGACCUUUUACUACUUCUGGGACCAGGUUUUUUCUCUCUGGUGUUGCAAGAAAUUAUGCAAAGCAGCAGUCAUUACCUUGGAUGUUUUUAAAAGUACUUGUAUGUCUCAUACCACUUCUGGUAUGCUUACCACCAAGCGUAACCAACUCCUGGAAGGAAGUAUUUUAGGUCUCCAUUUCUCCGCUUCUAAAUGGUUUAUUUAAAAAAUAUUUUUUCAGGUGGGUCAUAUCCAAGUAGCAGCUUGAGUCACAGCGACUCUGCUUCCGAUCCAGUUUCCUGCUAAUGCACCCUGGGAGACAGCAGGAGAGUGCUUGGUCUCUGCCGCCCUCAUAGGUGACCCAGAUGGAGGUUCCAGGCUCCCGCCUUUGGCCUGGCACAGCCUUGGCUGUUCUGAGCAUCUGGGGCUGAACUAGUGAGUGACUGGAAGCUCUUGCUCUCUCACUCUCUUUCUCUCUGUUGCCCUGCCUUUUAAGCAGCUAAAAAAUAUUUUUUAAAUACAUGAAUACAUUUUAUUGUACAAAGACAUUUUUUAAAGAUUUUUUUAUUUUGAAAGGCUGAGUUACAGAUGCAAAGGAGGGGAGGAGAGGUAGGGAGACAGAUCUUCCAACUGCUGGCCAGGGCUGAGCCAGGCCAAAGCCAGAAUCCAGGAGCUUCAUCCAGGUCUCCUACACGGAAAGUAGGGGCCCAAACACUUGGGUCUUCCUCCAUUGUUUUUCCUAAGCCAUUAGCAGAGAGCUGGAUUGGAAGUGGGGCAGUGGGGACACAAACCAGUGGGAUGAAACACCACAUGAGGGGCUUUACAAUCUAAGCCAUAACACCAACCUCAUCUUGGGCAAGUUUCUUAACCCCGCAUGUCUGAAGUGUGGCUGGUAAUGCCUACUUGCCUGGGUGUGGCAACGAUCAAAUGAGACAAGUAAUAGAACAUGCCUGGUGCCUCCCUUCUUUCUUCUCCCAUUGAGCCUUUGGUAUUUUCUUGUACCACACAUGUAAUGGUAAAAGCUCACAGAGGGGCACUACGAUCUGGAAGACACAAAUGUAAAACAGGUGCCUUUUGCAAGAAUGUUGUUUGUCUUGGAUUCUCAUUACUGCAUCACUGCCUCAGCCCUAGGGAUGAAUUAAGUGCGUAAAAUGCAGACAGAUUUUAAAUUUACAUUGUUACCCUAGACAUGUUGUAAUAUUCCGUCAAAUAAUGCCUACCUCAAAAAGUGUGAUGUCAGCUUACAAUGUUGUUUGUACACUAUUUUAAUUACUUAAGACUUUAAAAUCUUGUAUAGGAAAAAGACCAAAAAAAUCCAGGUACUAAUCAUUGUUUUUAAGUAAUAAAAUUAUGAUGGAGGUGC